Molecule: messenger RNA, 2780 nt
Organism: Penaeus chinensis
Lineage: Eukaryota; Metazoa; Arthropoda; Malacostraca; Decapoda; Penaeidae
Gene: Ent3
Product: equilibrative nucleoside transporter 4-like
Exons: 11
Coding region: 128-1759 (543 amino acids)
Biological process (GO): nucleoside transmembrane transport
Cellular component (GO): plasma membrane
Molecular function (GO): nucleoside transmembrane transporter activity; monoamine transmembrane transporter activity
Source: RefSeq, a predicted model, not a curated record
GUGGGAGAAGUCAAGCAUUGCACGAGGAUUUUUUAAAACAUAGAUUUAAUGCAGAAAUUUUGCGAUACUCGAUAGGAUGAAUUAAAAUUCACCCUGCAUCUGGUUGUGAAGAUUUUGAGUAUUAGAAAUGAUGAAUGGUGAUGUCUAUGGACGCUUUGGGAGUGAUGACGAUGAUGAUGAUGAGCACGAUGGACCCGGGCGGCACAUUUCCCCACCUGAAGACCCUUGGCAUCUCAUUUAUAUAGCUCUUGUGCUGGCAGGAGUUGGCUUUCUCUUACCUUACAAUAGUUUUACAAUCGCAGUUGAUUACUUCAAACAACGCUAUCCAGAAUCCACAAUUGUUUUUGACAUUUCCAUUGUAUACAUCUUUGUUGCAUUUGGGGCUGUGCUCUUAAACAACCUGUUUGUGGAACUGGUACCCCUUAACAUCAGAAUUAUAUUUGGAUAUAUUGUGUCAUUACUUAUGUUGAUCUUCGUCAGCUUCUUUGAAAUUUGGUGGCCUGACACUUUCCCAGAACACGUCUCCUACAAAAUCACCCUCUUCUCUGUCUCAGUUGUGGCAUUUGGUUGUACAGUUCAGCAGUCAAGUUUUUAUGGAUACACCAGCAUGCUUCCAAAGCGAUACACUCAGGCCGUUAUGACAGGAGAGAGCACAGCUGGACUAAUCAUCUCGGGGAACCGUAUUUUGACAAAAUUGCUCUUGGACGAUCAGCGAACAAAUACGCUGAUCUUCUUUGUUGUCUCCAUCGCUUUUGUCUUCCUCUGCCUCAUUACUCAUAUUGCUGUUCAGAAGACAACAUUUAUACAGUUUUAUCUAAACUUAUGCCGUACAAGUGAAGACAGAGAUGACCUCAAGAGAAUUACUUUAGAGCCAUCAGAAGAUGCUACUCUAGUCGACAUAGGAGGGGGCUUUCAUGGCGGUGGAAGUGCUAAUAGUUCAUAUGGAGGGACAGUGACAACCUCUGACUCAACAGCCACUUUCCACUCUGCUGCCACCUUGCCUGUUUGUGCCUCUGUAGAUCCAAUUGAUUCUACAGCUCCAAGCUACAGAGUGGAACACAUCAUCAUGGGGAGAGUAAGAGGAGGUUAUACAUCUACAUAUACAAGAUCAAUUAGGCUUUGGUCUGCUAUUAAGAGAGGAGUUAUUGCUCGUUGGCAAGUUGGCCGGAAUGUUUGGCAAUACAUGGUCUCAAUUGCAUUAGCUUACUUCGUCACCUUAUGCCUUUACCCAGGGAUUGAGACCGAAGUGUUAUCAUGCAGACUUCAGUCUUGGAUGCCUGUAGUCAUGAUGGCAGUCUUUAAUCUAUUUGACUUCAUUGGCAAGGUUUUAUCUUCAUUGCCCUACGACUGGACACGCCGUCAGUUGGUCGGUGGAUCACUGGUGCGAAUUUUACUGGUUCCAAUCAUGAUGAUGUGUGCUGCACCUCGCAUUUCUCCCAUUAUACCUGGUGAGGCCACACCCUUGAUGGUGUCUGCCAUGCUGGGGAUUUCAAAUGGUGUUCUUGGUUCAGUUCCCAUGAUCUUAGCACCUACUAAGGUUCAAGAUGACCAUCGGGAACUUACUGGGAACAUAAUGACACUCUCAUAUUAUGUUGGGUUGACCCUUGGUGCCAGUGUUGCCUAUGGUCUUGAUGAUAUAUUAGGUGAACCCCUACCAAAUCCCUGUGGAGACAAGGUAGCCACAACAUUGUCAUAUGAAACAACUACGCACCACUUUUUGCCACAGUUACCCUCAAAUUACUCAAGGUUAUUUUAUUAGAUGGUGAAUGUUGAUUUAUGUUCUUGUAAUUGUGGUAACUAUUAUUCUGUAAUAAAGUGCAUGUAUAGAUAUAUAUUGAGUUUAUUUAUAUAUAUAUAUGUAAUUAGAAAGAAAGUGUAAUAGUAAUUUGACAUUAAGAAAACAGUAGAUUUGAGGUGAUCUUUAUAUACAGAGUACAUAUCAAAAGAUAUUUUAUUGAAGUAUGGAACGUCAGGAAAUGGUAUCUAAGAAGUGCAAUCUCAGUCACAGUUGUCAGAACUGGCCUUGUUGCAAAAGGUGCCCGUCAGAAUGCCUUUCAAAUGUGUGAUACCAGGGUAAUACUCUAUGAUUAUUGUAUAAUAAGUAUUUUAUAUAGAGUGCACUUGUAUUCCCAAACUGGUGACAAAUUUCAUAAAGAAGGUAAAGAGAUAUUUUAGUUUUCUUUCCAGUUUGAUAGGAAACAGAGCAAACAAUAAUUAUGAAACAGUUGUUACGUGUUAGCAAUUGUUGUGCUGGAUUUUUGCAGAUCAUGUUUUAUGAAUAUUAAAAGAUAGAAUUUCAUCAAAACUUAUUAGGGAUUAAUGAAUUUGUAUUUUGAUAAUAUGUAGUCGAGUGUUUAAGAAAAGCAAUGUAGUUUUUUUGAGUUCAACAUUUUUGUAAAGAGCUAUGUAUUCCUGUACAUUAUAACAUUCAUAGAUCAGUAUUAGUAGAAACCAAAUAUUUUGUCACAGUCCUAUUUCUCAAACCCAUGUCUGGAAUAAGUUAUCUGGUAUUUGUUAUUACUGUAGGAAGUUGGUAUUUGUUUACUGAUAUUAUUUAUAUAUUUAUUUGUAGUAUUUAGAUAAUAAGAGAGAUCACAUCUUAAUGCUAUUUCUGGUGACUGAAUCUUAAGGUUAUUAUUGCUUCAUUUGUUCAUUAUAAGAAUUGGCUUGGAUAAAUGCCUCAGGACAUAUAGAUCCACCAGUGUAAUAUCUGUAGCCAUAAAAUGCAAAUGUCAAGUCUUCAAUUUUGUAAAUUUGAAUGAAAUACAUAGUCAUGAGUA